This is a messenger RNA of Schistosoma haematobium, 2935 nucleotides long. RefSeq lists its product as uncharacterized. Gene Ontology annotation, biological process: regulation of DNA-templated transcription. Bases 559 to 1323 code for a protein of 254 amino acids. The transcript is spliced from 4 exons. Lineage: Eukaryota; Metazoa; Platyhelminthes; Trematoda; Strigeidida; Schistosomatidae. The record is from RefSeq and is a predicted model, not a curated record.
CGAUAUUUAUUUCACUUGUUAAAUAUUGUAUAAAUGUUGGGUUUUAAUUAUCCCUGCGGCAUUUUUUUUUAAAAAAAACCCCACCCUUUUUUAAAAAUUUUUUUCAACCCCAAAUUUACAAUAUUUUUCAUACCGUUUCGUCCAAUGAAAAGACUAUUUUCAUAAUUCGUUUCAAUUGGUUAGUCAUGUAUUGUCAAAUAGUUAUAAAAUAUCAGUACUUGUCGACGAAAUACAUUUUAAUCAUCAUUAUGGAGGAGAGUGACGUUCCGAGUACAAGCGCUGUUGUUUCUAACGUAACGGAAAUGGAGGAAGUCUUUUUGACUACAUUGUUUCUCGUUGCAUUCCCAUCGCUUGAAGCGUUGAAGUCCGCUAUCACAAAUUAUGAAAGAUCGACUUACAGUCAUUAUAUAGUUCGAGAUUCGCAUUUGAGCAGAGAUGAAAACUCGUAUAUUAAAUUUGUAUGCUGGUCAUAUAACAUCUAGCGGUUCGUCACGUCGUAUCAGACGGAGGAGGUAAAUUGAUUAAUGUUAUUAAAAUUUUUGGUCAUGAAGAGCUUCCAUGAACACUCAAUGCCCGGCCUUCAUAUAUUGUAAGAUCAUAGACGGCUACUGGACUGUUGUACGUGGGAAUGUGCAUCACAACCACGAGUGCAAUUCCCUGAGGUACCAAGGUAAUUCAUGGGUGCGCAGGUUAACGGAUGGGGAGUUUCAAAUUGUGAGACCGCUGCUGAUAUCUGGUACCGCUGCAUUCCAUAUAAAGAAUUUUGCUUACCAAUCUUUUGGGAAACGUCUGACAGAUCAAGAUGUCUGUAAUAUGCGGUACAAAGUGUUCUCACGUGCGAACCUUCCUGGUGAUUACGGAAAAUUACAAGCUCACAUAACAUCCUUGGGCGGGCUUUGCGAAUACGAACUAAACGAUGAUAACUGUCUAUCGUAUUUUUUCCUCAUGACUGCUGAGCGAAUGAAUUUGACAGUUCGUUUCUGUGAUGUUAUUGGUUUUGACGGGACGUACAAGACGAAUAACGAGAACGUCUAUUUAUAUCAGGUCGUAGCCCUUGAUAUGAAUUUUAAGGCAAUACCCGUUUGCAUUGCAUUUUUAAGUCGCGAAACGUCCGCCUUGAUUUCUCGAUUCCUCUUCUUUUUCCAACGGUCUACCAACAGUCGACAGGUGAUAGGCAUUGUGACGGAUGAUUCACCUGCAAUAGCUGCUGCCAUCACACAGGUCUAUCCAAAUGCCCACCAUAUUUCGUGUCGUGUACACCUUGUUCGCAAUGUGAUAAUGAGGAGGGUGCGAUCAGAAAUUAUACAACUUUUUUUGGCCUAAUGUUCAGUCGAACAAUCGAAAGUUUUAACAAUGUACUAACAUUAAUUGAAAAUUCCGACGAAACAUGUCGAUAGACAUUUAUUGAGUCAGACGACGUAGGCUUGUUCAUUUACACUUCAUGAAAAUAAUAUUUCAAAUGCUUGUCAAAAAUGGUUACAUUCGUAGUGUCUAGAUAUUUCAGGUUUCAUAUUACGGUUAACAAUAUUCACACAUGACUGAUUAAACACACUAGUUUUUAUUACGACCGAAAAAUGUAUUUUAAAAAACAGAACUACAAAUAAUUUACAAGUGCAAACAAGAAACCGUUUCAAUGGAUUUUCAAAUUAACCGUAUUGAAAUCUAACGUUUUCUAAUUCUUAUUUCGAAGGACCAUUUACAAAACAACCAUUUACUAAAUAUUCAGUGCAUAUUGCGGAAACAUUAUUACUUCUUUAAUAUUCCCUAAAUGUCGUCUCAUUAACCCAUAGUUUACGGUUCGUUCGCCGUAAUCAAUAAAUUAUCAGGAUGAUUUAUUAAUAUGUUGAUUUCUUUUUCCCAUGAACAGACCAUGUGUUCCAAAAAAAAUUAUGCACAAACUUUGGUGAUAAUUUCAUUAUUAUUUUGAUAUUCAAUAUUUGACUAUCGACCUAAUUCAGUAAGCACUAUUAUCAAAUAUUCAAACCGGUUUUCACUUUCUUUUUCCCAAAACUGGCUUUUUUAUGUGGUACUUAUAAGUAUUCGUGGCAAGAUAGCUAACGACUUCAAUUGAAGGUUGACAUUAAAUCACUUAAUCGGAAAUCAAAAAUUUAUCUCACUAUACACAUUCACUAAUAGUAGGAUUGAACUUAAGUUGGUGUUUUUUUCUUAAAAUGUCUAAAUUCUUUUCACGACUAACAUGACACAAAUAGAAUUAUUCAUAAUCAUUAAAUUUCAAAUGUAAAAAUGCAAAUUCUGACAUUCAAUCACAGCACUUGAUGCUAUUUCGAUUUCAACUAAUCAGAUUACAAAGAUGAACAGUUUACGACCAAUUACAAAAUGAUUAAAGGUGACAAAAUGUUUGUUCAUUUUCACUUCACUACACACUAGCAAAACAAGUACAUCAAUCAACGAUCAAUGAAUUUUUUUUCACACCCUACAAUUUCUACGAAAAGGAGAGUACGAAAUCUUAAUUGCCGUAGGCAUAAUGUCAACCCAAAUGUUGUUUUCUGUUUUAUGGUACGAUGUUGUCUGGUUGGUUGGUAUAUAAACAAAGUAUGUCUGAAAUACAGUGAUUCAUAUCUCAGAGGCUAAGACUGGUGUUCUGACUCAACUGGCUGGGCUAGACAGCGAAGCAAGGCCAAUCGGGACUCUAGGCCGUCCGUACGUGUUUUCCGUGUCACUGUAAUCGAUCGAUAAAUACGCUGCUCCAUCUAAACUGCAAUCCACACGUUACAACAGAAACAAUAGAUAUAAAUAAUUCACUUGGUAUUAUUUGGUUUCUAUCUUCCCAUUGAGGUUUAAGACUGCAAUUGAUCAGUCUGUCAUCAGCAUAUGUACAUACUGUGCGUAUGCCUCGAUAUUGCCUUAAUUCACAAGCUUUUUGUAAGCAAUGGUGGAUAGUGGCUAGCAGCGGAAUCCAGGUCGCGCAUUUCGU